AUGAGGUUAGCACUCGUCCUAGCAGGCCUGCUGGCCGUCGCCAGUGCUGCACCGAAGGCAAAGUUCAUGGAGAAUGACAAGCUGGCUCAUCAGGGUCUAGCCAACUUGAAGGCAUAUGUUGCUGAACACGGCUAUCCAAAUGCGGACAAGUGUACCCUAGAGACUGCACAUGUCAGGAAGGAAUGGGCGUCCCUUUCGACAUCGGAGAAAUGUGAUUACAUCAAAGCAGUACAGUGCAUUGGAAAGAAGCCAGCGAGAACCCCAGCUGCUAUUGCUGCGGGGGCAAAGAGUCGAUACGACGAUUUAGUGGUGACACAUAUCCAGCAAUCGCUCUCCAUCCAUGGAACGGCAAACUUCCUGUCAUGGCAUCGGUACUUCACCUGGACAUUCGAGCAGAUGCUCCGUAAUGAGUGUGGCUACAAAGGCUAUCAACCCUACUACAACUGGGCUCACUGGUCGCACGACCCAAAAAGCGGACCAUUCUUCGACGGCAGCAGAUACAGUAUGUCUGGUGACGGCGAGUACAUUCCUGGAAGGAACUAUUCUUGCUUUCCAUAUGAAGAACCAUGUCUCAUGAAGCUGCAACCCGGUACAGGAGGUGGUUGCGUCACUUCCGGUCCGUUCAAAGAUUGGAAGAUUAACAUGGGCCCGCUGCAAACAAUGCUGAAAGUCCCUGGUGGUAUACCACCAAACCCACAAGCCAACGGUCUAGGCUACAAUCCGCGCUGCCUUUCUCGUGACAUCAAUUUACAGGCUGCAAAUUCUACGAGUGAUUUCGAAGUCUCUUCUCUGAUCCAAAUCAAAGACAUUGCACGGUUCCAAACAGUGUACCAGGGAGAGUUUGCGAAGAACUUUAUGGGUGUACACACUGGCGGACAUUACACCAUCGGAGGAGAUGCCGGCUCAGACUUCUACAACUCGCCCGCCGAUCCAGCAUUCUUUCCUCAUCACGGCAUGAUCGACAGAGUAUGGUGGACGUGGCAAAACCAAGAUAUUGUAAACAGACAAUAUGCCAUCAGCGGAGGCACGAUCAUCGGAGAUCAAGGACCUAAUGGCACGCUCAACGAUACAAUCACAAUGGGAGAAUACGUUGGGUCGCCAAAUAUCACUAUCGGGGAUGCGUUGAAUACUCUCGCUGGGCCAUUUUGCUACAUAUACGCAUAG
Messenger RNA from Alternaria burnsii, 1164 nucleotides. Its product is annotated as tyrosinase central domain protein. The record is from RefSeq and is a predicted model, not a curated record. NCBI's taxonomy places the organism in Eukaryota, Fungi, Ascomycota, Dothideomycetes, Pleosporales, Pleosporaceae. The transcript has 5 exons. Gene Ontology annotation, molecular function: oxidoreductase activity. Bases 1 to 1164 code for a protein of 387 amino acids.